AGCUGCGGCGGGAGAGAACAGCGCGAAGCCGUCAAUCACCGCAGUUAUUCUCCAUUUUUCUGCGUUGAAAUGUUAAUUUUCUAACGUGGACACAGGUGCGAACUGUGCGGGGAGCCGCUGAACCUGCGUCAGCUCUACUAGACAACAGAAUAAACUUCCCUCCAUGUGGAUAUUUCUCAAAGGCUGAUUCUCACUGGUUUGCAAUUAACGGAACCUUUUUUAAAAAGGAGCCUGAAACAGGAGCCGAGCUGAACACCUGGACAGCGGGAGACCUGCGCCUCCUCUGCCCCCAGACUCCGGUCUCCCCUCCGAGCCUCUAGCAUGAUGUCUUAUCUCAAACAGGCCCCGUACGGGAUGAACGGACUGGGCCUGAGCGGAGCCGCCAUGGACCUGCUGCACCCGUCUGUGGGCUACCCCGCCAACCCACGGAAGCAGCGCCGGGAGCGCACCACGUUCACCCGGACGCAGCUGGACAUCCUGGAGUCUCUGUUUGCCAAGACGCGCUACCCGGACAUCUUCAUGAGGGAGGAGGUGGCGCUGAAGAUCAACCUGCCGGAGUCCAGAGUGCAGGUCUGGUUUAAGAACAGACGAGCCAAAUGUCGGCAGCAGCAGCAGAGCAGCGGCAACACCAAGGUGAAGCCCAUGAAGAAGAAGGCGUCUCCAACCAGAGAGAGCCCAGGUUCAGAGAGCAGCGGUCAGUUCACCCCGCCAGCAGUGUCCAGUUCCUCCUCCUCCGCCUCCGCUUCUUCAUCGUCCUCGUCUUCCUCCUCCUCCAUCUCGUCUGGCCUCAGCGGACCCGGUAUGAUCAGCACCUCUACCUCCGACCGCCCCGGUGUCGUCCAUCUGGAGCCCGGCGCAGCAGCGUACAGCCAGGGCUACCCAGCCUCGGCCUCAGGCUCCUACUUUGGUGGUGUGGACUGCGGCUCGUACCUGGCGCCCAUGCACUCCCAUCACCACCCACACCACCCACACCAGCUCAGCCCAAUGACAGGCAGCUCCAUGUCGGGACACCCUCACCACCAUAUCGGCCAGACACCAGGGCACCACCACCAUCACCACCACCCACCGCAUCACCACCAGGCGUACAGCGCACCCGGCCUCGCCUUCAACUCCACGGACUGUCUGGAUUACAAAGAUCAGACGGCGGCUUCGGCCUGGAAACUCAACUUCAACGCCUCCGACUGUUUGGACUACAAAGACCAGGCCUCAUGGCGUUUCCAAGUGCUGUGACUUCCUGUGGUUCUCUUCUUCUGUGCUUUUAAAAAAGUAUUCUUUUUGUUGUUGGUGGCUUUUUUUAAGCUCCUUUCACCUAACAGUAGAGACCUUCCCAAAAAAUCUAUUUGUGAACAUUUGUGAGGUGCAGGAGGCCUCAGAUCGCCCAGGAUUAUUUUUCUAGCCCAUAAACUGACCCAUUUCCAACUUCUGAAGGCCUUUAACUGUAAACCUCCAGUGGAACCUGCAGACUGGCAUCGUAUCAGUGAGCAAUGAAUUUCAGCCCGAGGGGAUUAUUCUUCAAAGAACUCAUAAGUGAGCUUUUCUACAACUUUUUUCCAGAUGUGGCGCUGCUAUGAUUUUCAGGUUGCUGAUGUUCAUUUCUAUCUGAUCUCCACCUCGAAUCUUGUUCAGAAAGUCCCCGGCCGGCCUGUGGCUGCUGUGUCUCGGAGAUUGAAUUGCAGCACUUGUUUAUAAGGUGAAAGUUUUUGCUAUUUGUUCUUUGCAGCAGAAAGAAAAUAAAAAUGUGAAUUAGAUACGCAAUGUCAGUAUUCCAUUGAAAUUUGAAAAUGUACAUUCAUGUCUUUAUAAUAAAG
Monopterus albus (swamp eel) is the source of this 1808-nucleotide messenger RNA. Its product is annotated as homeobox protein OTX1 B-like. Gene Ontology annotation, molecular function: RNA polymerase II cis-regulatory region sequence-specific DNA binding; DNA-binding transcription factor activity, RNA polymerase II-specific. The record is from RefSeq and is a predicted model, not a curated record. Gene Ontology annotation, biological process: multicellular organism development; regulation of transcription by RNA polymerase II. Lineage: Eukaryota; Metazoa; Chordata; Actinopteri; Synbranchiformes; Synbranchidae. Gene Ontology annotation, cellular component: nucleus.